AUGUCGUUCGGAUACGGUGUUGGCGACGUUAUCGCCGUGCUAGGCCUCUUCGAGCGUAUUGCCAUCGAGCUGCGAAAUUAUAAGGACGCCCCAAUGCAUUUCCAGCAACUCCGUGCCGAGCUAGAUCUACUGCGGGGUACCCUGAAACGUGCCCUGUCCCUAGAGCCAGAGUCUGUUGCGGAGCGCGAAACUUUAGAGCAGAUCAGAGCCAUCGUCAUCUACUGUGCUCAACCGUUACAGUCCAUGGCUGACAAGAUGAGAAGCAAAGAAAGCAGUCUAGGCCAUUUCAAAACCACAAGGAGCCUAAGGAGCGUCGGUACAAGACUUCACUGGUCUAUGGUCGGUCUAGAUGAUGUCCAGGAACUAAGAAAGACUGUCAUGUCUCAGAUGGCUGCUCUAAGUGUCCUGCUCAGUGUGCAGCAACAAUGGCUGAAGCAUGUAUAG
Molecule: messenger RNA, 444 nt
Organism: Fusarium musae
Lineage: Eukaryota; Fungi; Ascomycota; Sordariomycetes; Hypocreales; Nectriaceae
Exons: 2
Coding region: 1-444 (147 amino acids)
Source: RefSeq, a predicted model, not a curated record